AUGAACGAAGAAAAAAGUAUCUAUCCCGCUUCCUAUCUAGACCGCCUUAAUAACCUGAUUACUAAUCAUUUUAACCACCUUUGCCCCAUUAAAAAAGAUUUCCACUUAACUUUGUCCGGAAUAUCCCGUCUGGUCAUGCUGGACCGCUACUCUCAAAAAGAUAAAGAACGAAAAACUUUACAAAUAGGAGAUAUAGUUCUGACUGUAAUUAAACCGGACCCAAAAUUCCCCAGCCGAGUGGCCCGCACCAUGGCUAAUCAAGAAAAAGAAGAAAAAUUGCGAGAAAAAUAUUUUCACGCUUUCUACGAGCAAAUAAAAAAUUUCAAAAUUGUGCCGGCUGGUCGGAUACUCCAUGGUUCCGGCAGCCAAAAUAAAGUUACUUAUUUUAAUUGCUAUGUCAUGCCUUACAUUCCCGAUUCACGCAAGGGAAUUGCCCGCCACCGGGAAGAAGUAAUGGAAAUCAUGUCCCGAGGAGGUGGCGUUGGCAGUAAUGGAAGCACUUUACGACCCAAGGGGGCACUGGUUCAAAGUGUAGGAGUAGAACAAGGCGGCUCUCGACGGGGCGCCCAAAUGAUUAUGUUGGCCGAUUGA
Messenger RNA from Racocetra fulgida, 591 nucleotides. Lineage: Eukaryota; Fungi; Glomeromycota; Glomeromycetes; Diversisporales; Gigasporaceae. The record is from the annotation of a GenBank genome assembly.